AUGCUAUAUGAAGACAAAAAGCGGUUCGAUUUCGAUAAUUCUCAAUCAAUGUCUGACGAUGAAUAUCGAACUUUGACAAGUCUUUCCAAAAGUCAAUUCGAUGAUCUUAUUGGACGAUUAUCACAAUCAAAUAUUCUUAAUUCGAGUAAUAGACCGAUUCGUACUGCCAUUGCCAUCUUGUUAUGCAAGCUUCGUCUUGGUUUGUCGAACCAAAUGCUCGAUCAUUUAAUAAUAACUUUUUCUUGCACUAGAAAUCACGAAACAAUGAAUUUCAAAGAAAAACAUUCAACCUUCACAAAAAACGUUCAUUGUUAAAACCAAUGAUGAUAGUGUCCACCACUCAGAGCUGGGCAACUCAAUUCAAAAAAUGCCCAACUCAACUCAACUCAACUCAAUUUCUGAGUUGAAAUGAAUCGAAUUGGACAUAUGCUUUUAGAGUUGAUGAAUUGUGUUGAAUUGAAUUGAGAGAAUGUUUUCUGAAUUGGUGAAUUGAAUUGAAUUGAGUUGGAAAAGAAAGUUAUAACCAAAGAAUUGAAAUGAAUUGAAUUGGAAAAAUUUUAGCGAAUUCGUUAAAUUGAAUUGAAUUGAGUUGAAAAUUUUUCUUCAAGAUUGAUGAGUUCAAUUCAAUUCAACUCAAAAAAACCUCGCAAAAUUUUUCUGUAUGAUUGAUUAAUAUAAUUAAAUUGGAAAUGGUCAGUGCAUGAUUAUGAUUUAGUUUUUAGUUGUUAUCCAAGUAUUUUGUUUUGAUGAGGCUGAUUUACUACACGUUUCAAUAUAUAUUUAUUUGUUUAUAUUUAUUUAUAUUUCUGUGGAAAUUCCUUAAGUUUACCGUUAUUUUCUUCUUUUAUCUGUUC
Rotaria socialis is the source of this 854-nucleotide messenger RNA. The record is from the annotation of a GenBank genome assembly. NCBI's taxonomy places the organism in Eukaryota, Metazoa, Rotifera, Eurotatoria, Philodinida, Philodinidae.